Macrosteles quadrilineatus (aster leafhopper) is the source of this 1212-nucleotide messenger RNA. RefSeq lists its product as uncharacterized. The coding region runs from base 85 to 1095 and encodes 336 amino acids. The transcript has a single exon. Gene Ontology annotation, cellular component: nucleus. Lineage: Eukaryota; Metazoa; Arthropoda; Insecta; Hemiptera; Cicadellidae. Gene Ontology annotation, molecular function: nucleic acid binding; 3'-5' exonuclease activity. The record is from RefSeq and is a predicted model, not a curated record. Gene Ontology annotation, biological process: rRNA processing.
ACCUAUAAGACCUAGAGUGUUAAAGUUUAUUUAUUUUUGUGUACAAUUUGGAUGUAAUUUUAAACACCAUUUUUAUAAUUUUAAAUGACAAUGAAUGCAAGUGGGAAAAUCAAUUAUGCUGGUCGUAAUCCGAAGAAAAGGCGUUUUAUUAAAAACAAUAUCUCGAUAAGUAAGGUAAAGGCUGAAAACACUAACGAUGUAAGUAAAGAAAAUGUUUUUGCUAAUAUUGCUCACAAAAAAUCAAGUGGAGCUAACAACUGGGCAAAGUUUUCUGAGUUAUUAUGCAAGAAAAAAGACUCUCAGAAGCCGAAGCCUCUUCCUCAUAAAAAUAGGGAUACAAAGUCAACCUUGCCAUUAGGCAUAGAUGAUAAACAACCAUCUAAAUUCAACAAUAGGCCUACAACUUCUGCCAUAAGUAAAGAGAGUCAAAAAUCUAUUUUUUACUCUCAGACAGAAACAGGAUCUUCAAAUACUCAACUUCAAACUAAAGCUAGUGUCACUUCUGAAAUUACAAAACCAAAACUAACAAAGCACAUAGCUAUGGACUGUGAAAUGGUUGGUGUGGAAAUUGGUGUCAAUAAAAAUAUGUUAGCUAGAAUUUCACUUGUUAACUCAAAUGGAGAUUGUGUGUACGAUAAAUUUGUUAAACCAACUGAGCCUGUAUUAGAUUAUAGAACUAAAGUAAGUGGGGUAAGGCCCAGGGAUUUGGAGAACGCCACAGAUUUCAAAAUAGUCCAAAAAGAGGUAUCGGACAUUUUAAAAUCCCGCAUUUUAGUUGGACAUGCUCUGAAAAAUGAUCUAAAGGUACUUUAUCUAUCUCAUCCUAAACAUUCUAUGCGGGAUACAUCAAAAUUUAAAAAAUUCCGAGAAGGGAAAACUCCAGCAUUGAAAAAAUUGGCUAAAAAGUACUUAGGAGCAACAAUCCAAGAAGGAGAACAUAGUUCUGUUCAAGAUGCUUUUGCAGCUAUGCAGCUGUAUAAAAUGUUCAAGAAAGAAUGGGAAGCAAGUAUCUAUUCCAAGAAACAUCAAAUUAAAAAAUGCAACAAAAAUAAACCUCAACAUUUCACAUCAAAGGAAUCUGUUGAAGUCAUAUAAAAUGACAAAGAGUUCAUAAACCUCCUAAAAUGUGAUUACACUGGUGUAUUUUUCUUAAAACCAGUAAGGUAAGAUUAUUUGUUCAUAAAUAAAUGUAAAAUGUUGCAAACUGUAAAA